GGAAGGAUGAGCUCCUAUGCUGACAUCUGCGGGUCCAAGCACGCGCAGGGCAGCACCGAAGGAGGGUACCAACGCUAUGGAGUUCGGUCCUACCUACAUCAGUUUUAUGAGGACUGCACGGCUUCAAUUUGGGAGUAUGAGGAUGAUUUUCAGAUCCAGAGAUCGCCUAGCAGGUGGAGCUCUGCUUUCUGGAAGGUCGGACUCAUCUCUGGAACGGCUUUCAUGUUGAUAGGCUUAACGGUUCUUGUAGUGGGUUUUCUUGUGCCACCAAAAAUCGAAGCUCUUGGGAAAGAUGAUUUUAUUGUGGUGGAUACGCGUGCCAUUCAGUUUAACGGGUCCCUUGAUAUAUGCAAGCUGGCAGGAGCAAUCUUGUUUUGCAUUGGAGGGUCCACUGUGGCAGCGUGUCUGCUGAUGUCCGCUUUUGCUCAAAGUUACUCCAAAGAAGAAAAGUACCUCCAGCAAAGAUUUAAAGAGAGAAUAGCUGAUAUAAAAGCCCAUGCAAACCCAGUCACAAAAGCGCCAGCACCAGGAGAAUCAAAGAUACCUGUCACUUUGUCCAAAGUUCAAAAUGUACAACCUCUAUCUGAAACCUGACCCUUCCCUUAGGUUUUGUUUCCCACUUGUAGAUUACUUUUAACUGGAAAAUAUCAGCUGUUGUUGGCGUACGUGCUAGUCAAUCCAACAUGGAGUGCUCUGCUGUACAAACACACAGCUGAUGGGGAAGCUGCUCCAACACAAAUUUAGGAUUGGGAAUAGGGAAAUUAUGUGAUUAGACCUGUGACCAAUAUAUUCAGUGUAUUCAAACAUUUUAACCUGUGUUGAACCAAUGAGUCCUUGCAGUAACCAUUAGGUGUUUAGCUAUCAGAUUGCAUCCC
Messenger RNA from Pterocles gutturalis (yellow-throated sandgrouse), 875 nucleotides. RefSeq names its product neurensin 1 (gene NRSN1). The transcript is spliced from 2 exons. Gene Ontology annotation, biological process: nervous system development. Gene Ontology annotation, cellular component: neuron projection; neuronal cell body; transport vesicle. The record is from RefSeq and is a predicted model, not a curated record. NCBI's taxonomy places the organism in Eukaryota, Metazoa, Chordata, Aves, Pterocliformes, Pteroclidae. The coding region runs from base 7 to 594 and encodes 195 amino acids.